Hyposmocoma kahamanoa is the source of this 858-nucleotide messenger RNA. It is a transcript of the gene Csas, whose product is annotated as N-acylneuraminate cytidylyltransferase. Gene Ontology annotation, molecular function: N-acylneuraminate cytidylyltransferase activity. The record is from RefSeq and is a predicted model, not a curated record. Lineage: Eukaryota; Metazoa; Arthropoda; Insecta; Lepidoptera; Cosmopterigidae. The annotation marks the transcript as partial. The transcript has 6 exons.
AUUAUUAUUUUUACUAUUUCAAGUAAUGGUGAAACAGCAAUCUUGAUUUUAGCAAGAGGAGGAUCGAAAGGAGUUAGAUUAAAAAAUCUUCAAACAGUUGGGAGAGUGACUUUACUCACUCGAGCUAUACAUUUGGCAAAAUUGACAGGAAUAGAAGACGUCACAGUCUCUACAGACCAUCCUGCUAUAGCUUUAGAAGCAAUAAAAAGUGGAGCAGCAGUUUUUCGCAGAAGUAAAGUUACAGCAUCUGAUCGGGCUCCAUCGAUUUGGGGAGCUGCCGAAUUUCUAUAUUCAAGAACCGAAAUCCACAUUCUAGCCUUGAUUCAGGCUACAUCACCAUUUACCCGCGCCAACUACUUACGGGCUGCAUUGGAGAAAAUUCGGCGUCCUAGAGCGUUUGACUGUGUAUUUUCAGUUACCAGGAGUCACAAACUACGCUGGAAAGAAAUAAAUGGCACUCUUUCUGCAAUAAAUUUUGACGUCUCUUCUAGACCUCGCAGGCAGGAUUGGAGUGGAGAAUUAUUAGAAACUGGCGCAUUUUAUAUAGCGAGACGACAAUUAAUUGAAACAGGACACUUUCAAAACGACAACUGUACAGUAUUUGAAAUACCAACAGAGGAUAGUUUGGAAGUGGAUUCCUAUUACGACCUUCGAGUUGCGGGCGUUCUACUUAAUUCUAACUUGAGAAAAAAUAGAGUGCAGAUUCUGCCACAAGGCGGACGAAACUCCUCUGCAUCUCCUCAAUCAAUGCUGCCCCUUGGUGGUCGUACGAAGGUUCAUACUGAAAAGGUACAGGCUACACUGUCGAAACCAGGAAGAUUCUUCGGUGUAGUGAUGAGUGACAUGGGUCUUGAAUGA